This is a messenger RNA of Paramecium pentaurelia, 255 nucleotides long. The record is from the annotation of a GenBank genome assembly. Lineage: Eukaryota; Ciliophora; Oligohymenophorea; Peniculida; Parameciidae.
CAAUGGCCAAGUCUAAGAAUGCAACAAGUCAUCAUAAUGCCCGUAAACAUCACAAAAAUGGUAUUAAGAAGCUUCCAAAUCAAAGAUAUACAUCAUUGAAUGGAGUAAUUAAUCUUAUAAAAUAAAGUGCAAUUAAAGAUUCGCAAAAAAUAGAAGAUUUGCUAUUAAGAAUGAUCCAUCCAUCAAAAAGAAUAAGAGUCUUGAAACAAGAUUGGCUAAGAGAAAGGCUGGCAAGAGCAAGAACAUCCAUUGAUC